AGACUUCCGAACUGUGACAGAAGCACCGCAAGCACCCAAUAUUUCAAUAUUCUGCUCUUAUAUUUGUUUCUCUUUCCUUUUCUCGUCUUCUUCUCGACUUGCUCUGCAACACAUUUUCUUCUGGACUCUCUUCCUUUCACUUUCCAACAGCGCUUCUUUCAUCUAAGGCAAAAUGGCCCUGCCCAUUUCAGCAAUUGGUUUUGAGGGAUACGAAAAGAGACUCGAGAUAUCAUUCUCUGAACCUGGGAUUUUUGCUGAUCCAGGAGGCAUGGGCUUCCGCUCUUUGUCCAAAUCCCAAUUGGAUGAAAUUCUAAGCCCAGCUGAAUGCACAAUUGUCAGUUCAUUAUCGAACGAUGAAGUUGACUCUUAUGUUCUUUCUGAAUCUAGCCUCUUUGUGUACCCGUACAAAAUUAUCAUCAAAACCUGUGGGACUACAAAAUUGCUUCUCUCAAUCCCACCCAUCCUGAAGUUAGCCGAGAUGCUUUCGCUUUCUGUGAGAUCAGUGAGGUACACUCGUGGAACCUUUUUGUUUCCUGGCGCCCAGGCGUUUCCUCAUCGCAACUUCUCCGAAGAAGUUGCUGUCCUGGAUAGCUACUUUGGCAAGCUUGGUUCUGGAAGCAAGGCUUAUGUAAUGGGUAGCGAUGAUAAACCUCAGAAGUGGCACGUUUACUCUGCUUCAGCCGAAUCAUCAACAAAUUCGAACCCGGUUUACACACUGGAGAUGUGCAUGACUGGUUUGGACAGCAAGAAGGCAUCUGUGUUUUACAAGACUUCUGCAAGCUCUGCUGCUCUGAUGACUGAAUCCUCUGGUAUUAGGAUGAUUCUACCGGAGUCUGAGAUAUGCGACUUUGAAUUUGAGCCUUGCGGUUACUCCAUGAAUGCCGUUGAGGGGAGCGCAAUUUCUACCAUUCACGUAACCCCUGAAGAUGGAUUCAGCUAUGCGAGUUUUGAAGCAGUGGGAUAUGAUUUCAAAGUGUUGAAUUUGACCUGCCUGGUUGAGAGAGUGUUGGCUUGCUUUGAGCCAAUCGAGUUUUCUGUUGCUGUCCAUGCUGAUGCUGAUGUUGCUGGGGUAGUUGAUGGUGAAAUGAAUGUGGAUGUGAAGGGAUAUUUCUGUGGAGAAAGGAGCUAUGAGGUUCUUGGCAAAGGGGGUGGGGUCAUUGUUUACAAGAGCUUCACAAGGGCUGGUGGCUGUGGGUCUCCCAGGUCAAUUCUGCAAUGCUGCUGUUGGAGUGAGACUGAGGAAGACGAGAAAGUGCUAAAGAUGUAAUUCACACACAUUACAUACUGGUUCAGAUAAUUACUGUUAUUGUCUCCAUGCGUAUGCGUGCUUUGAAGAUUUUAUGUUCUUUGGUUUAGAAGAGUCGAGAGUCGCAGCUAAUAAUAAUAAUAAUAAAUGAGAUCCGAGUUGCUCAAGUACUAGGAGUCGGAUCGUUAUAAACAUUUUUUUUUUUUUUUUCUGUUGGGUUUGUUUUGCUGCAGGGUGGUCGUUGGUCUUUUUUAAUUGUCAGUGAAAUGGUGUUAUGAGUCUGCGGUGUCUGAAAUAGCUUGGGUGGCUGAGGCGUUGUACCUUCGUUUUCUUAUUCUAAUGAAUGAAUGGGGUUAUUGCUAA
Molecule: messenger RNA, 1609 nt
Organism: Diospyros lotus (date-plum)
Lineage: Eukaryota; Viridiplantae; Streptophyta; Magnoliopsida; Ericales; Ebenaceae
Product: S-adenosylmethionine decarboxylase proenzyme-like
Exons: 1
Coding region: 173-1267 (364 amino acids)
Biological process (GO): spermine biosynthetic process; spermidine biosynthetic process
Cellular component (GO): cytosol
Molecular function (GO): adenosylmethionine decarboxylase activity
Source: RefSeq, a predicted model, not a curated record